Manis javanica (Malayan pangolin) is the source of this 2682-nucleotide messenger RNA. RefSeq names its product NUBP iron-sulfur cluster assembly factor 1, cytosolic (gene NUBP1). Gene Ontology annotation, cellular component: cytosol. The record is from RefSeq and is a predicted model, not a curated record. Gene Ontology annotation, molecular function: ATP binding; ATP hydrolysis activity; 4 iron, 4 sulfur cluster binding. Lineage: Eukaryota; Metazoa; Chordata; Mammalia; Pholidota; Manidae. Gene Ontology annotation, biological process: iron-sulfur cluster assembly.
CACCCCAAAGCGGAAAUACGUAACAGCAGGAUCCGGUGACCGUGUAAGCAUCCAGGGCGGCGGAAUGGAAGAGGUGCCUCAGGGCUGUCCCGGGACCGGCAGCGCCCAGGCGGGCCGAGGGGCCUCAUGUCAGGGAUGCCCCAACCAGCGGCUAUGCGCUUCUGGAGCCGGCGCUACUCCGGACCCGGCCAUAGAGGAAAUCAAAGAGAAAAUGAAGACUGUGAAACAUAAAAUCUUGGUGUUGUCUGGGAAAGGCGGUGUUGGGAAAAGCACAUUCAGCGCGCACCUGGCCCACGGCCUAGCAGAGGAUGAAAACACGCAGGUUGCCCUCCUAGACAUUGAUAUAUGUGGGCCGUCAAUUCCCAAGAUAAUGGGAUUGGAAGGAGAACAGGUUCACCAGAGCGGCUCGGGCUGGUCUCCAGUGUUCCUGGAAGACAACCUGGGUGUGAUGUCCGUGGGCUUCUUGCUCAGCGGCCCCGACGACGCUGUUAUCUGGAGGGGACCAAAGAAACACGGCAUGAUCAAGCAGUUCCUGCGGGACGUGGACUGGGGAGAGGUCGACUACCUCAUCGUGGACACCCCGCCGGGGACGUCGGACGAGCACCUCUCGGCGGUGCAGUACCUGGCCGCGGCCCACAUAGAUGGGGCGGUGAUCAUCACCACCCCUCAGGAGGUGUCCCUCCAGGAUGUGCGGAAGGAAAUCAGCUUCUGCCACAAGGUGAAGCUGCCCAUCAUCGGGGUGGUGGAGAACAUGAGUGGCUUCGUGUGCCCCAAGUGCAAGAAAGAGUCUCAGAUAUUCCCGCCGACGACCGGGGGCGCGGAGGUCAUGUGCCAGAACCUGAAGCUUCCUCUCCUCGGCAAAGUGCCUCUGGAUCCACGCAUAGGUAAGAGUUGCGACAAAGGACAGUCUUUUUUGAUCGAUGCACCAGAUUCCCCAGCUGCGUUAGCCUACAGAAGUAUCAUUCAAAGAAUCCAAGCGUUCUGUAGUCCCCAUCAGCCCAAAGAGAGCCUCGUCGGUUCCUGAGACACAGGACAACACUACGGACGCAAGCUGCGUGUCCAGGCGUCCUGAGCAGCCCAGGGACGGAGUGGGCGUCACAGCGGAAAGGGACCAGGCUCUGCCACGGUGUGAAGUCACUUUUUCAGAUGCUUUAAUUGUAGUUAUUUGUAUGCAUUUCUUUAGAACAUAGGCAAAGGGCAUUCUUUACAGUGUGCCAUUUAAAGAAUAAAACAUCUCCUUCAGAGCUCCUCUCCGAGGCCUGCUUCACAAGAAAACCAACAGCCUGUGCAUCGUGGCACAUUCUCUGUUGGGAGCUUGUUCAGCUGCAGAACUUCGCUCCCGAGCUAUUGCUGCCUUCGGACGUAAGCCUAAAAAAGGAACCGAGCACGAGUGUGUGUCUGCACUGGAGAACGCAGUCAUGGUUUAGGACAGCACAGUCCAAGUGAUGGUUCUUCAGAGGCAGGGAAAAUUAAAACAGUGAGAGCCUCGCACCAGGGCUUGUGCUGAGGUCAGUGCAUGCGAUGCAGCCGAGGGUAGUCAACAACCCUGAGAAGCCCUUAGGUCCCCCGUGUAAACAGGCUUGGGAGUCUGUCUACACCGUCUAGUAGUGUGUACACUACAGUAAAUUUUGUUCACUACAGACAAUAUACAGGGUUCUAAAGAGACAGGAGUAAACCGUAGAAUGAUGCUCACUGCCAUGAGAUGCUCCCGCAGUGCUGCGGGGGAAGUACGCCCCCCUGUCUGCCAUCUCACUCCAGCAGGUGGCAUGCAGGUGGAAGGCUGGGCAAGCCCCCCGGUUCUUUCCCUGCUGUUCUCAUUUCCCUCCCCCACCCCUCAUGCCUGCACAUAUGGUCAAAUUGAUGUGUGUCCAGUGUGAGGAAGGUGGGACCCCUCUAAUGGCAGUGAGGCCACAAAGCCCUGGGAAGGAGGGCCCCAUGCGCAGGUUGCCUUCCGCCAUCCAGGGCACUGGGGAAGCCCACCCAGGCCACAGGUGCAGUGAGCCCCCAGGAGCUGUGCCAUCCAGACCCCCACUUGGAUCCCGCCUCUUACCUAAUGCUUGUGAAUCUCCAGCCCCUCGAGGCCAGGCUUCUGAAAGUCACUUGGGCAGGCCUGCAAGGGGAAAGUCCACUGGCUUUCUGUCCUCACACGUGAGCGGCCUCAUCUGCCGACUCAUGGCCAGAGCAGACCCACGGUGUGUGAACCCCACAGAGCUGGCCACUCAGUGUCUAGGCAGGAAGCGGCAUAUUCAAACUCAAGACAGCUCAUACCCUUUCAGGAUGAGCCCAUCCAGUGUGAAAGAUCCAUUUCUCCCUUCUAGAAAUACAUGCUAGGUUAUAAGCAAAAACGGGGGGUUCUUACUUCUAUAGUUUUAAAAAGUCACCUAAAGCUAACAGUGGCAGUCAGGAAAGGAUGAACACUAAGUCAGCUUCUGUGCAAUCCCCAGAGCAGUUACACUUUUAGGGACAAGAAGUAGUGAUGGCUGCCAGAAGCUGGGCUGGGAACAGGGAGUUCGUGUUUAAUGGGUACAGAGUUCCACUCUGGAAAGAUGAGAGUCCUGGAGAUGGGUGGUGGGGAUGGUUGCCUGACAGCAUGAACAAACUUAACAACACGGAACUCUCGCUUAAAAAUGAGUAAAAUGGUACAUUUUAUGUUGUAUAUAUUUUACCACAAUAAAAAAAAAA